Messenger RNA from Chrysemys picta bellii (western painted turtle), 790 nucleotides. NCBI's taxonomy places the organism in Eukaryota, Metazoa, Chordata, Testudines, Emydidae. The record is from RefSeq and is a predicted model, not a curated record.
CGCUGACUGCGCCCCGGAGCCAUGGAGCAGGAGGAUGUGGGUGCCAGGAGCCAGCCAGAUGCCCCCUUCCACCAAGCUCUGCAUUGAAAUCAUCCUCGCACUGCUCUGCCAGGGUCGGCUCUGCCAGGUGCCCGUCUAUCAGAUCCAGGUCCCGUCCCGCGUCACGGCCCAGCAGGGUCUCUGCGUCCUGCUCCCCUGUAAUUUCACAGCCAAUUUUGAGUCCUCCGGGGUCGCCUACAAAUACUGGUUCCUCGGGGACGACGACAGGGACAGCAGCCCGGCCGUGGACACCACAGAUCCUGGCAGGGUUCUGUGGGAUCCUGGGGGCCGGAUCAGGCUGGUGUGGGAAGCCCCAGACGACUGCUCCCUGCGCAUCAGCGACGUGAGAGCCAGAGACAGGGACCGCUACUACUUCCGCUUCGAGAAGGGAGACUUUAAAUACACCUACCCUGAGACCCAGCCGCUGGUGGACGUGACAGAGCUGAUGGAGCCGACGGUGCUGGGGGUCCCCGAGGUGCUACUCUCCGAACAGCUGGUGAAUGUGACCUGCCAGGCUCCAUGGACUUGCUCUGGGACCCCUCUCCAAAUCACCUGGACAGGGGGGUUCAACUACACAGCCAGGAACGUCUCGGUCACCCUGGCAAACGGCAGUGUCUACUACAGCUCUGAGCUCAGCUUCACGCCAGCCCUGGGGGACCACGGCAAAGAGCUCGUCUGCACCGUCACGUACCCCGCCCUGGUCGGGGUCUUCACCCGCAGAUACGUCCAACUCCAGGUCCACUGUGAGUGA